AUGGCAUCUUACAACCCAUUUGCGCGCCGGGAAUCUCAUUCCACGUCUGCUCUCUCGACAUAUCGCAUCCUCGUCCCUCUUUCGUGGGUGCUGGUCGUCAUCGUAGGUAUCUACUAUACUGUCAACUCUCCCGACAUCAAGCAUGGCCAUCGCAUCUUCAAACAAGGCAACAAACACACCACGCCGUUUAGCCUGAACGGGACGCUGACUGGGAUUUACUGGAUCCUCAUCCUUCUUUCCCAACUCAGCUACGUUUACCACCUUUUCUCCCGACAAACUGCCCUAGUAACCUCCGCCGCCAACAUCGCCUCCCACUUUAUCCUCAACAACCUCGCCCUCUUCAUCUGGAUCCUUCUCUGGACCCGCAACCACUUUUGGGGCUCCGAGAUCUUCCUCAUCCUCAACUUCAUUAACCUGCAUGCAGCAUACUGGCGCCAUCGCCGGCUUCCGGCCUUCGUGCACCUUCCUGCUAUCGCGGGGCCUUAUGCAUGGACGUUGUUUGGGUUGUUCUGGAAUGGAGCUGUUGCGGUGAAUAGUAAUAAGCUGCCGGCCAGGAUCGUGGCGAAUGUGUUUAUUUGGGUGUUGUUUGCGGUUGGGAGUGGACACAUUGUGUCAACGCAGGAUUAUGGUUUGGGGUAUUGUUUGAGUUGGUUGAUGCUUGCGUUGGCCGUCAAGCAACUCGCAAUCAAGGUUAUCGCUUUGCAGUGGAUUUUCGCAUUCGUCAUCUUUGCGAUUUUCCUGAUUGAAUCGGUCUAUUUGUCUAGCACCAAGUACUAUGGUCGUGACUCGCUGUUCCGCCGCGUGGCGCAUCCAGAGACGGAUCGCGAGCGUGAGCCGUUGCUUAAUUGA
Messenger RNA from Aspergillus chevalieri, 849 nucleotides. RefSeq names its product DUF1774 domain-containing protein. The record is from RefSeq and is a predicted model, not a curated record. Bases 1 to 849 code for a protein of 282 amino acids. The transcript is spliced from 4 exons. Lineage: Eukaryota; Fungi; Ascomycota; Eurotiomycetes; Eurotiales; Aspergillaceae.